Molecule: messenger RNA, 839 nt
Organism: Gossypium arboreum
Lineage: Eukaryota; Viridiplantae; Streptophyta; Magnoliopsida; Malvales; Malvaceae
Product: protein RALF-like 24
Exons: 1
Coding region: 222-605 (127 amino acids)
Source: RefSeq, a predicted model, not a curated record
GUCCCCACUCCACUCUUUACUGUAUUUCCAAGCAAAGUGGUAUAAUUUGGUUUGUAACAUAAGUAUAUAUGUAUGUAAGCUUUGAUGCUGUAUUUCCAUGUCUUGUCCUCAUCCAUCAAAACCUCCAUUCCUUCAUUCUACAUGAAAGAUCAAACAAUCAUACCAACAAAUCCCUGAAUCAAACUUGAAAAACCCUUCAAAAAAUCCAACCCAAAACCAAAAUGCCCACUUUCAACUUCAAAUUCAUCUUCAUCAGCAUCUUCCUAUCCCUUCUCUUCCUCCAUACCUGUAAUUCUGUCUCGAUUUUAGACCUCGAUAGUGCACUGGCAAGCAGUGAAAUCGAUGCAAGGGCAAGAAGGGUUUGCACCAAAAAGCUUGAAGAUUGUUUAGAAGAGGAAGAAAUGGAGUCAGAGAGCAACAGGAGGGUGCUGGUGAUGCAAAGGAAGUACAUUAGCUAUGAGACACUGAGGAGAGACAUGGUCCCAUGUGCUACCCCUGGUGCUUCUUACUAUGAUUGCAAUGGCGGUCAUCAAGCGAAUCAUUACAACCGAGGGUGUGAAGUUAUUACAAGAUGUGCUAGAGGUAUCAAAGGUAUCAAAGCUUGAAAAAAUUAAAAAUCCCCCCCAAAAUUUUAUGUUUUUAACCUACCAUAUAUAGCUGCUUUGUCCUAGGUGGUAUCUUUCUGGGUUUUUCUUAUAUUGUUGUAUAUUUAAGGUUGUUAAUUUUAAUCUGCUUAAUAUAAUUGCAUGUUUAACUUGAAUUUUUGGGAUCUGAGACUUCCCUGAUAAGAGUAUUUAUAAGAGUAUUUAUAAAAAUUGACUUGGUGUUUGAUAGGGAAA